AUGGCGCUACAGGUCUAUAUUUCUCAUACCGGCGGCCUUCUCACCUUCAACGACCCCGUGGCCCGUGUCGACAACCUGCGGUCAUGGAUCGAAGCCAACACUGCUAUUCCGGCCUCACGCCAGAUCUUGAUGACGGCUCGAGGCAAGAUUGUCAAGAAUCUCAACAACGAACAGGAGGUCUACGUCUAUGACAAGCAGUUUCUCUCCCCAGACUCCAAACCUCCCUCUCGAGAUGAUGUCCGACUCAAACCACUCUCCGAUCCCCCUUCCUUUCUCACCGACGAGACCAGCCUCAAAGCAUGGCACGAGUUGUUCAACUCUCGGCGCACCUGGGCUCUGGACACAUUUGAAAUUGCCAGAACAGGGGUGGAGAACAUUGAAAUUUGUGCAGAGGAGGCAUCCGUCAUCGCUCGGUCCAUGAAGGUCGCUCUGGACAACCUGCGAAACCAUGUUACGACGCUACAGCAGAGGUUCGAGGAGACAAACCAGUGGGCUCAGGGAUAUAUACAAGAACAUCGAGAGAUCCUCAAGGAUUGGCAAGCGAGUGUAGAUACACUUGCAGAACUUCCCGUCCGCGAAGAUGUUGUCAGGGUGUUGCGGCGUCCGGCUGAGCCAGAUGGCAAGGACCCGUCGGCACCUGUUGGGACUCUUUUCGAUCUGGUGGACCGAGAUAACCUGCAGGCUGCGGCGGAGAGUGUCGAAAAAAGCUCGGCAGAUUUUGAGAGGAGGCUGCGCGAACUGCAGUCGGGCAUGGAGAAAUUGAAGCAGGAGACAAGUCAGGCUCAGGCCCGCUCAACACAAGUGCCAGAUUUCGACACCAAUGCUCUGCUGGAUGAGGCUGAGACACUGGCGAAGCGGAUCAGUUCGGACUAUGAAGACGUCGUACAGAUGCAAGACAAUCAGAAAUCCGUGGUUGCAGCGUCAAGGAAAGCUGCUGUGCAUACUCGUGAAUUGUUGCCUGCCAUGCACGGCGUCGUGGAAGAGAUUAUCCAGGCUUCCUUGAGUGCCUCUGAAACACGAAACACUGCGUCUAAUGACUGGUAUUCCACACUUCAGACUAUCUCGGGUAUUCAAUCUCGCCUUGCAGAACUACAAUCCGAAAUCACCAACCUGGACUUCCACGACAACGACAACUUUGCUGCUCUCAACCGGGUUUUCCAAUUACCGCUUGUCUAUGGCGCUACACUUGUGGAAGCAACUCGUAGAUCCGAGUGGACUGAGCGGAUGCGGGCAGAGGUCGAUGUUCUGCAUGAAGAUCUCUCUCUACAGACUGAGGAGGAGCAAAGACGGCGAAAGAAAUGGACCGCUUCCCACAGCGACUUUCUAAAUGAGGAUAUGAAUGCCAAAGAUGCACUGAUCGAUCUGAAAGCAACAGCACCUCGAAAUUCCUGGCCGUUUGUAAGCAGGGACGAAAUAUUCGCUUGGGUUGACGAUCUGAGAGCUCUCGGUAUCAACGACGCAGUACAAUCAGUCAUGCAACGAAUGAAAGAUUUAGAUGCUCCUGUCCGGAAGCAGAAAACGAAGCCUUUCAAGAAUGGGAGUAUUCAUGACCUUAGCCAAAGUGCUGCUCUCCGCAGCGGAGAUGAAGUGAGAGGUCUCCAGGAGGAGAAAGUAAGACUCGAGGAAAAGCUUCGCGCAUCAGAUAGCCGUGUGCGGAAGUUGGAAGAUCUCCUCCAUCGUCAAAGCCAGCUCAGUCGGCCUGCUAGUGGAAUUUUCCAACCUGGCAGCGCUGCGGACUUUGAACGACAACAGACGCCUUCUCCAAGUGCGCUACAAAGGCAUAGCGACCUGUCUCGGAGGUCAUCUGUUUCGCUCAGAAGACUCUCCAAUAACCAGGACGAGAAGUCUUUAGUGCAGAAGAUCGUUGCGUUAGAAGGUCAGAUCCAAAAGUUACAGGAAGAGGCUCACGCAGAACGGCGUUCAAGUACUGAGAGUAGAGACAAGAUGCAGGAAGCGGAAUUGGUGAAGCGAGACCUAAUGGCUAAUUUCGAAGCGCAGAAACAAGAAUUCGAGGAGGAGCGACAAUUGCUGGAUGACGAAGUACACCGUCUCAAAGUUAAACUGGAAGAGGCUGAGGAGGAGCUUGAUCGUCUCAAUGACUCGAGAGAUCAUUUGCGCUCCGAACAGGAUCAGACUAUGAUUAACCUGCGGAACGAGUUGGAACAGCUCAAGAAAACCUCUGCGGAGGAUCUUGCGCUGGCAGAUCGCAGAGUCGAGUCUGCACGAAAGGAGGCGGCUGCGCACCGAGAGCGAGCUGCAACGCUCGAUCGCCAACUUCACCAACUCAAGGAAGAACGAGCAUCCGCCCAAUCCCAGAGUAUGACUCUAGCGAACCAACUUCGCUCGAUGGAAGAUCAACAACAGGAAUACAUCUCGAUCCUGCAGAGCGCACAUUCGAACCUAUCACCGGCAGGUUCUCCUCCAGAUGAUCUUCACCGUCUCGUCAAUGCUCUGGAAAUUCUGUCCGAAGGUGCCGCAAUCCAUGCUCGAGGUCUCGACGAUUCUCUCCAGCUUGCUACCGCGGAGAACAAAUCGCUUGAGGAGAAAUUGGCCAGUGCAGAAAGUGAGAUCAAAACUCUCACAAAGAAACUGUCCACGAUGGAACAGCGUGCGAAUGAGUUAAGGGAAGACAUCGAACAAGAACGUAGCAAGAUCUCUGUGCUGAAGACUGAACUUGCGGGCGAACGCGCGGAGAUGGAUUCUUUGCGCGAGAAGUUUGCCGCUGGGGAGACUGGUUCUGAUACCCUCCGGCAGCAGCUGAAAUCUGAAGAGAUGAAAGUCGCGGAAUUGAUGGACCGGAAAGCCGAGGAUGAAGGUGUCAUUCAACGCUUGAAACAUGAGAUUGAAGAUCUUAGUCAGGAAGCUGCCAACGCGGCAGAGAAACAAGAGAAACUGCGCAGACACUUUGAUAAGAGGGGUGAAAGGGCGAAACAACUUUCCGAGAGAUUAUUCCACCACCACGAUCGAAUCAUUCGCAUGCUCGAGCAAUUUGGCUACUAUGUUUCCCGACAGGAAGACACGCUGGUAAUUCAGCGCGCAAGUAAAGUUAAUGCUAGCGCCGUGCUCAGUGGCAACGAAGGGUCAGGGCCAGGCACUGCUAUGAAGCGAACCAUUUCCGGUUCCACGCCAGCACAACACUACUCCGACCCGUCGGACCUGGACACCCUGUAUUGGACGUCCGACAAUGACCUCACCUCUGAAUCGACAAAAUACUCUGGCUUCCUCUCCGCCCUGUCGAGAUUGGAUAUGGACAGCACGAUCGACCUGAUCACAAAGCGCUACAAGGACGUCGAAACGCUGGCGAAGAAAUACCAGAAGGAUUCUCGUGCCUACCGAGAACGAAAUCACCGGUCUCAGGCCGAGGCGCACGAUAAAAUCGCAUACAGGAGCUUCAAGGAAGGAGACUUGGCCUUGUUUUUACCGACGAGGAAUCAAGCAACAAGACCCUGGGCGGCAUUCAACGUUGGGGCACCACAUUACUUCUUGAGAGAGCAGGAUGCACAUAAAUUACAAUCGAGAGACUGGCUGCUUGCACGAAUCACGAAGAUAGAAGAGAGAGUGGUGGAUCUGAGUAGGAGCAUGCGUGGUAACACCUCGUCUUCAACCGUGGGUAUAGCGAGCUCGAUCGUGGAUGAUGGUGGGUCGACCCGGAGUGUUGACGAUGAGAAUCCCUUCGAGUUGUCAGACGGGCUGCGGUGGUAUAUGAUUGAUGCCCAAGAAGAGAAAUUGGGCGCGCCUGGCACACCUUCCGUGGGAAAGUCAACCGUGACAGCGAGCAAUGUCGAGGUCAAAGGACAUAUGGGGCUGGGCAGGAAGGAGCACAAGUCAAGUAUGGGCAUGGGUGGCGGCGGCAGCGCCACGACGACGAUGGUCACCAAGACGCUGACCAAGAGCUUGGACAGUCGGCGGUCGAGCUCAGGGAGUAAAAAGAGCGUGGAUCUCAAGGGCAAGCUUCAGGACCGGAGCACCGCUAAGGACGGGAUGCCUUCAUCGAAGCUUACACCAUUGGCGCCCAUUUCAAGCGACACGGACGUCGAGCAAAGGCGGGCGCCUCCACACGAUGCAAGCGCCAGAACUGUGCCCAUCCCGGAUGAUGACGCCCACGCGGAUGCAGACGCAGAAAACGAGAAUGACGAGCCUGAAGGGCGGAAUUUGGCAGGCUCAAGUCAGCACCAAGGCCCGGGCCAGGGUCAGGCGGGGAAUGCGAGUGUCCCCAGCAUCGUGCGCCGUCCCACUGAAGCGAGUCAGACGGAUCGGGAGGAUGCACAGGUUUUUGAAGUGGUGAGGCGAGAUCUUCUUCUCGGCCCAUAA
Fonsecaea pedrosoi CBS 271.37 is the source of this 4311-nucleotide messenger RNA. RefSeq lists its product as uncharacterized. The transcript has a single exon. Gene Ontology annotation, biological process: piecemeal microautophagy of the nucleus; autophagy of mitochondrion; positive regulation of protein phosphorylation. The record is from RefSeq and is a predicted model, not a curated record. Lineage: Eukaryota; Fungi; Ascomycota; Eurotiomycetes; Chaetothyriales; Herpotrichiellaceae. Bases 1 to 4311 code for a protein of 1436 amino acids. Gene Ontology annotation, cellular component: phagophore assembly site membrane; Atg1/ULK1 kinase complex; extrinsic component of membrane. Gene Ontology annotation, molecular function: molecular adaptor activity; protein kinase binding.